AUGCCUCUGCUUCCCAGUCAAAAAGGAACAGGAAAGAAAGGUCGCGAUCCCCGGCAUUCACGAAGUCGUAAUUCAACCCCCAGCUUGCCUGGGAAUGUCGGUUCACUCAUUGGAAGUGACGGUGCGACUCCAUUUCUCGAGUUACCGACACAUGCAUUCCGAGCGACCGAAGAUUUUUCGAGUUCUUACGCAGGCGGAAUCCCGAACUCAAAAGAACUCGAUACGCUCCUAGACCGACUUAAAAACCUGAUUCAGGUUGUUGAAUCAAGAAGUUCAGCAUGCGACAAAGGCAUGAGGCUACUCGCUCAAUCUAGAAAAGAUAGGCUGGAAGAGAUAGAAGCAGAGAGGAGAGAAGAAGAAAACAAGGAGCGUUUGAAAAAAGAGGUACAAGAUGAAGAAGAAAGAGGGAAAAAUAAAGGUAACAAGAACAAAAGACGGAAAGUUCUAAGUGGUAAUACUGAAGAGACACCAUUAAAUUAUGGUGCACAUGGACUAGCAAAUCAAGAUGGCACAAACUUACAUACAUCAUCUACAAAUGUAAAAUCUCACGUUCGAAAAAUCUCGCGGGACGCGGUCUCCUCUAGCUCUUCACUCUCGCCACCUGCAGCUGCCACACCUGUUACAAUUAGUGCUCAAGACAAAGAUAUAGAGAAAGAAAAUGAUUCCAGCUCAGAUGAACAUCAGCCUCUACCAGCUCCCGCCAUAACAAAUAUGAAAACAUUUGGGGAUGAUCCAUCAACUUUUCCUGAUCCCACAGUAUAUGAGAUACCAGAGGCGAGGGAAGGAAAAACCAGGGAAGAACUCAAGGAGAUUUUUUCGGUGGCCUAUUACCCUGAAACUGACUUGGAUGAUCUCAUACCUGGCACACCGCCCGAUAAAGAUUUUAGUAGUGCCAAACCGGCAAAUCAAGUUCAAGCCAAUACUUUUUCCACUUACCUUGAACCUUACUUUCGACCAUUUGACGAUCAAGAUCUCGCUUUCCUUCGGGAGCGUGGCGACCGUGUUACUCCAUUCAUAACCCCCCACCGUGGCAAGCGACAUUACACUGAGAUAUGGGCUGAAGAAGAUAAUCAUCCGGUAACUGAUACUACGCAAGGCCGCGAAAAACUUCCACUAAAUCAACCCCGAGGUAGUAUAGAUCGCAUGAAUGAUGAUGUUGCCGAGAGCGAUGCUAUCUCUACUGGUCCUAUACUUUCUCGUCUUUUAGCAACAUUAAGGCCUGAACACCGAGCCUCUUCAAUUGAAAUCGCAAAUGGUAUUUCUAAUGACCAAGAAAAUAACACUGACUUGAAUGAUAUUCUUGGGACCUCUUCAGAAAACGCUAUUCAAACUUCUGCAACACAGAUGCCCGAAUCCAAUACUGAAGCAUGGAAAAAAGCUUUGCAUCCAACUCUAGAUUAUGCGCAGAUGGAUGAGCGGAUAAAGCUCGAACUGCGCCACAUUGGAUUCCUACCAUUAGAAAAUGAACCUAACUACGAUAUUCACAAUGAUGACGACGUCGCUGUUCGCCUGCGAUACUUACAAGCCAAACUCAAAAAAAUAGCAAUUCUAAAUGGUGCUCGCAAAGCACGCCUCAGAGAAUUGGUGAAGGAAAAAAUGGCCCAUCAAGAAUUUAGCACUAUUCUUGAGGAUCUCGAUAGCCAGGUUCAGACAGCAUACCUCAAACGCACUCGCACUCUUGGUAAAAGUAAGAAGGCCAAAAGACCUGGUGGUGCAGGGGGUGGCAGUCACUUUGUAGCAGGUACUUCUGGCUCGGGCAUGGCUCGACCAGGGAUUGGGGAUAUGACUAAGACAUUAAUGGAAAGAAGACGCAAGUGGAUCGACACAAUUGGCGGUGUACUUGAUCCCGAAGCUACAAAGGUCAGACGGGUUAAGGAUCCAGAGAGCUCAAUUUUUGGAGCGGAUAUGUUGGCCGAGUUCAUAAGAAAAGAGGAAACAGGAUGGGAUGAGGGAGAGGAUGAUGAAUAA
Molecule: messenger RNA, 1968 nt
Organism: Blumeria graminis f. sp. triticale
Lineage: Eukaryota; Fungi; Ascomycota; Leotiomycetes; Helotiales; Erysiphaceae
Source: the annotation of a GenBank genome assembly